Anopheles moucheti is the source of this 1344-nucleotide messenger RNA. RefSeq lists its product as uncharacterized. Lineage: Eukaryota; Metazoa; Arthropoda; Insecta; Diptera; Culicidae. The record is from RefSeq and is a predicted model, not a curated record. Bases 368 to 1135 code for a protein of 255 amino acids. The transcript is spliced from 3 exons.
CAAUGAAGUUCUCCUGCAAAGCUCCCGGAAUAGUUCAAGCUGUGUACGGGAUUAUCCUGGAGUUUCGUUGAUAGCAAAAGGGCACUCGUUAGGGUAUCUAACCGUUAAGUGCCGGGAUUGAUUACGCCGGGUGGAAUUUCUCGUGGGUUAGGUUUUGCAACCAUCGCCUCUUUCGGGAUCGGUAUCUCGAUAAAGAAUCGAAACCAGCAUGAUAGGGGAGCUGUGCCACCAGCGAACCGUAUUUAAACACUUCACUGACAACGGCAAACCAUCAGAGUUAUUGCGGUGUUGAAGAGGUGGUCCACAGUACACCAACGGAGCGUUGGAUAGCUAUCAAGUGUUUCAAUAGACCCAUCAAGUUUGGAAGAUGAAGAUCCUAUUGGCAGUGGCCUGUACCCUGCUGGUCACCCUGACCGGUGCAGCUGUUCUGGAGCCUGAUGCCGUUACGGUUAAACCGCGGGACAAUUCCCUAAAUGAAUUGGUCAUUCAGUUUCUGGAGAACUUCCGGCAAUCGAUGAAAUGUGGCAACCCGGAUCUUGGCAUUCCAGUGCUGGCUCCGUUCGAGCUGGAACACGCCGAGGUGGAUAUCAAGCAGCCGGGACUCGAAUUUAAGGGAGAGCUCAACAAAGUGGUUAUCGAUGGAUUGAACGAGUUCGAAAUCAAAAACAUCGACAUCAAGGUGCUAAAGUUGCAGCUGGACUUUGAACUUUACUUCGGUGCUAUUCGCACCAAGGGAAAGUAUAAGGCAAAGGGCAAGGUGCUCAGUCUAUUUCCCUUCAAUCGGUUUGGUUCGUUCCGUUUCGAUGCUAAAGGUCUUACGGUAAAGGGUAGCGCAAAGGUUCGCAUCAGUGGCGAUAAGCUGCAGCUACGCGAUCUGAUCAUUACCCCAACGCUCAAGUCGGUCCGGUCGGAUGUGAAAAACAUUUUCCUGAACCCGAUCACUAACUUCACGUUUAACCGCAUCGUCGAGGGCAUUGUGCCUGGACUGAUCAACAACAACCAGCAAGAGAUAACGCAGAUGAUUGAGCAGAAGCUGAAGCCGGCGAUCAAUGAAAUGUUGGGCGACAUUUCGCUGCAGGAUCUGAUCGAUAUGAUUUCUGGUGGCGAGGGUGGUUCGGGACCGGUGACUUGCUAGAGAUCACAAUAUCCAUGCUGCGACCAGUUGAGAACUAAAUCGUAUCGAUUAUUGUACGUGGGAACUGGUCAGAAUAUUCGUUCCAACUAAUUCAAUCUGUGCUGUGGUACAUCUUAGAGGGAAAAAUUCACUUGUAAUUAUUAAUGUACAUUUGCAAAUGUAAAACAAUUGUAAGUAAAUUGUAUAGAAUAGCGUUUUGUUUUUGAUAA